Molecule: messenger RNA, 2061 nt
Organism: Diaporthe citri
Lineage: Eukaryota; Fungi; Ascomycota; Sordariomycetes; Diaporthales; Diaporthaceae
Exons: 3
Coding region: 1-2061 (686 amino acids)
Biological process (GO): DNA-templated transcription; positive regulation of transcription from RNA polymerase II promoter by galactose
Cellular component (GO): nucleus
Molecular function (GO): zinc ion binding; DNA-binding transcription factor activity, RNA polymerase II-specific; RNA polymerase II cis-regulatory region sequence-specific DNA binding
Source: RefSeq, a predicted model, not a curated record
AUGGACAAGUCGAGCACUCCUGGCACCGGUGGAGGUGACCAGGCCACUUCCGGGGAGCCUCACAACAACCACAGCCAGGGGACACCGCACCCAGCGGACUUCGAGCACUCGAGCAUCACGGCUGCCACAAACCAUGCCGUCCUACCAACGCCCCCGGUGAAGCCUGGCUCUGCAGCCGGCCACGCGGCUCACCGUAGAAGUAGUGAUGCCGCCGUCACGGACGACCACGAGGAGGCCGAGGUGCCCCGAGAGGCACGGCUACUCUGUGACGCCCAGGGCAAGCUGAUCUUCAUUGGCGACUGCGCCCCGCUGUCGUUCUUCCAGACCGUCCGUCAGCUCGUCACCACCCGGGUCGACCAGAAUGCCUUUGCGCCACAGACGAGUCGCUACUCGGUCCUCGAGAACGCAAUCUCCAGGUCAUCGUUUCUGUCAGGUGCAUCGUCGCCUCCGGAGGUCAAGACCGAGGACCUGCCGGCCAUCAUCUCGACAUAUCUGUCCGUCACGUGUGGCAUGGCCGACCUCUUCGUCAGCAAGUCCCGCCUCGUGGAGGACAUGACCAUCUGGUCGUCGAACCACCAGGCAGGCAACCGCAUCGACGACGUCUCGUCCGCCGUGAACUACCUCGUGGUCGCCAUCGGCAUGCAGCAGACCAACGAGGAGACGGCGCAGCUCUACUUCGAGUACGCGCGCGACCAGGCGCUGGCCAACCUGAACGGCAACCUCAGCGUCGACACGGUGCAGGCCUUCAUCCUGGUCACGCUGUACAUGCUGUGCGCGUGCCAGAUCAACGGCGCGUUCCUCUUCUUCGGCAUCGCCGUCCGCGCGGCCUACUCCAUCGGCGUGCACCGCACCGAGGUGAACAGCCGGUUCGGGCCCGAGACGCACAGGCAGCGCGACAGGCUGUGGAAGAGCCUGCGCGUCGUGGACCUGUUCCUCAGCACCUCCAUGGGCCGCCCCCCGAGCACGAGCGACGUCGACUGCACCGUUUCGUACCGCCAGGUCGACGACGACGGGCAGGAGGUGUUUGACAUCCUCAACGCGUCUGUGCAGAUCUUCCUGAUCCUCGAGGGUGUCGUGGUGGAGGUGUACUCGAGGCGGAAAAUCUCCCUGCAGCUGACCGAAGGGAUAUCUCGGCAGCUGAGGGAUUUCUCCGUGAGAUGGCUGCAGCAACUGAAAAGCGUGGUGUCGUCGCCGAACGAGCAGAACUCUGCCGAGGUGAAUGGGGCAUGUCAGGUCCUGGCGUCGUACUACUAUGCUGUGAUGCUGGUUUCGAGGCCAUUCCUGAUGUAUGAGCUAUACAGGCGCUUGUCUCCUGAGCCCUCUUCUGCCUAUGGGAGGGCAGGCUUGAUGUCUGGCAAGUCGAAGCUGGCUGAUGCCUGUAUCGAUGCUGCCAGCUUGAUGGUCGAUCAGAUAUUGGAUCUCGUAGAGAAGGGGCUUGUCUCCGGAAGACGACCGGUGCUUGUAUCGUGGCUCUUCGCAGGCUCACUUGUGCUGGGCGCUGGGCUUCUCGGUGGUUUUGGCCGCAUUCUUGAGAAAUACGCGCGCAUGUCCGUGACGGCGCUGGAUCACUUCGCAAAGAUCGAUGCACACGCAGCGCAGUACUCGAUGAUAUCGAAGUCUCUUCUCACAACAGCGGUGGAAUAUCUCGAGAAGAAGGAAGUCCAAGAACGACUGCAGAGGACCGAAAGCUCCGCCCAGCUCUUUGGGCUCAUCCCACAUGAGCCUAAGGACGGGGACAGCAUGAGCACCAGGAGAUCACCCGAGGUCGCGCGCAAGGUGGCCAGCCCCAUGAGGAUGGGCCACCAGAGAGAAUUAAAUUCGGAACCGACACCGCAAAACCACGCGACACCGCAUUUCGGCAUGGGGAGCGUGGCGUCCCCGUCCUUGUUCAGCGACCUGGACCCAGCGUUCCUGACCAUGUCAAACAGCCUGCCUCGGACCCCGGAUCUGUCCUUACUGAGCGGCGCUUUCGACGGGGACGACUCCUUCGGCGGACUGAACUUGUUCCCACUGCUGGAUACUGGGGGAGGAGGACACAUUGAUCUAGCACACUAUUUAUAG